CCUUUCUUGUCUCACAGCCGUACGCUUUCUUUCAUUUCCAUGUUUCUAUCACUGAAGCCCACACACACCAUUUAUUUGUCCAACCGGAGCGUAUAAUUAUAUAAAUAUUUUUGUUGUUGGAAUGGCUCCCAAGGAGAAGGGGACGGCGGUGGCGGUUACGGCGGCGAAACUGCACGAGAUUCGGAAGGAGCAGGUGCAUUUUAGGGGGGUGAGGAAGAGGCCGUGGGGGAGAUAUGCGGCGGAGAUUAGGGAUCCCGGGAAGAAAAGCCGGGUUUGGCUCGGGACGUUUGAUACGGCGGAGGAGGCGGCUAGGGCGUACGAUAAGGCGGCGAGGGAGUUUCGGGGUUCCAAGGCGAAGACUAAUUUUCCGGUGCCGGAGGAUCUCCUUCCGCUCAAUUUCGCCGCGCAAUUGCACGUUAAGAAUAGCGUUUGUGAGAAGAACGCCGGCGGGAGUCCCAGCCCUAGCAGUACUGUUGAGUCGUCGAGCGGCGGCGGCCGUGUCUCGCCGGCGGUGAUGGCGGACUCGUCGCCUCUGGAUCUAAGCCUAGGCGGCCGUGCGCCGGUGAUGUUUCCGAUACAGAAUCACCCCCAGCGCGUGGUUCAUCCCAUGGUUCCCGGCGCGUACCCGGCCGGGGUCUAUCCCGUUAGCCAGAUAGUUUAUCUCAACGCGCUUGCACGUGCCGUGGCGGUGAACCCUCCGCUCAACCGCCAAACCGAGACGCUCAAUUUCUUCGCCCCCAACGCCAACUGUGGGGACCACAGCGACUCCGACUCUUCAUCGGUCAUUGACUUGAACGCCGGCUAUGUCGAACCGCGAAAGGGUGGGCCCAUUAACAAUUUCGAUCUCAACCACCCACCGCCAGAGAGUCUCGGAACCGGCGCUCUUUAAUAUUCUAAACUCCAAUCUCUCGAAAAUCUUUUUUAUUUUUUGUUAAUUUUAGCCUUUUAGGUGUAAUUUCCUUUUCAUUAAACCAAAAAAGGAAAAAGCAAAAAAGAGGUUGUAGGAUAUAGGAUAACGGCGAGUGAUUCCGGCGAUCCAUGAAUGACGCCGAUCAUGUGAAUACUUUAAAGUUGAUCUGAUCUCCCUUUUUGCAACAGAGAAAAAUCCCUAUGGUUUCCGGCUGUUGUUUUCCAGCGCUCAUCUUUCCGAUGAGCCUGCAAUUCUCAAUCUUAAUUACAUCUUUAAUCAGAACAAUUUUCCAGUUUUUACAUA
This is a messenger RNA of Ipomoea triloba (trilobed morning glory), 1213 nucleotides long. RefSeq names its product ethylene-responsive transcription factor 4-like. Lineage: Eukaryota; Viridiplantae; Streptophyta; Magnoliopsida; Solanales; Convolvulaceae. Gene Ontology annotation, biological process: regulation of DNA-templated transcription. Gene Ontology annotation, molecular function: DNA binding; DNA-binding transcription factor activity. The transcript has a single exon. The coding region runs from base 122 to 889 and encodes 255 amino acids. The record is from RefSeq and is a predicted model, not a curated record.